Messenger RNA from Helobdella robusta, 1488 nucleotides. RefSeq lists its product as hypothetical. The transcript has 12 exons. The record is from RefSeq and is a predicted model, not a curated record. Gene Ontology annotation, cellular component: membrane. Gene Ontology annotation, molecular function: transmembrane transporter activity. Lineage: Eukaryota; Metazoa; Annelida; Clitellata; Rhynchobdellida; Glossiphoniidae. Gene Ontology annotation, biological process: transmembrane transport. The coding region runs from base 1 to 1488 and encodes 495 amino acids.
AUGGUAGAAUCUUGUCAACUCCUAGAUAAAAGUAAUUCAUCACAAUUUACUGUGGAAGAAGCAAUAGAUCAUAUAGGAUUUGGAAAAUUUCAAAUAAAACUUGUUCUCAUAUGUGGCCUAUUUUCUGCAACAGAUGCUUUGGAAAUGUUGUUGCUAUCUGUACUGUCUCCCGAGUUGAGAUGUGAAUGGAAGCUGGAAGAUUGGCAAGUUGCUUCUAUCACAACAGUAGUUUUCAUUGGCAUGUUCUUUGGAUCAGCUGUGUUGGGUUCCUAUUGUGAUAAACUGGGCAGGUUGCCGGUGAUGAAGCUAGCUGCUGCACUGAUAUUAUAUUUCGGAUUGCUAACGGCAGCCUGUCCAAACUAUUGGUGGAUACUGGUCAUUAGAGGUCUUGUUGGGUUCGGAUUUGGCGGUGGCAUUCAAUCCUUCACACUGCUUUGUGAGUACCUACCAUCGAAGUACAGAGCAAAGAUAUUGACCAUGUACAAUAUCAUGUGGUCGUCAGGGGCUCUCUUUGAAAUCUUCAUGGCCUACCUGAUCAUUCCAACACUCGGCUGGAGAGUGCUUGUCAUUGUAUCUGCUCUGCCAAGUCUCAUCACUCUGCUUACUAUUUGGACACUUCCGGAAUCAGCUCGUUAUCUCUUAAGUCUUGGCAAAACUAAAGAAGUAUUGAAAGUUUUGGAAUAUAUCGCAAAAUCAAAUGGCUCACAGGUUCCCAGAGGCACCUUGAUCUAUAACAAAAAGCUAGUGAGAGGUUCCUUCAAGGACCUUUUUAACAAGGAGUACUUCAGAACCACAGUGCAACUCAUGAUUGUCUGGUUCGGAGUUGCCUUCGUUUACUACGGUGUCAUCUUAUCUCAGUCGGAAAUUUUGGAGAUGGGAGGUGUUUGUGGAGAAUGGAAAUCGAAGCAAGAGGGAUGCAAGUGCUCUCGACAUCACUGGUCCGAUUACGUCAGCAUGAUUGUUGCUACUUUUGGAGAAUUUGUUGUUUUGCCGCUGAACUUUCUGAUGGUGGACAAGAUUGGUCGCCGAAUGACCAUUGCAUCCAACUUUUUGAUUGCUGGGAUAUUCUAUCUGCUUGUACAGAUUUGUGCCAACGUUACCUUACUAACAGCAUUGAUGUUUGGUGUCCGGACAUUCAUAACUGGAGUCUUCAACACCAUAUACAUUUACACAGGGGAGGUGUUUCCAACGACUGUCAGAUCAUUUGCAUUGGGAUCGUGUAGUGCCAUGGGAAGGAUUGGUUGCAUGAUAACACCUUUCAUAGCUCAGGUUCUCAUGGGUUUUUCACUGCAACUAGCCAUCUGGUUGUAUGGUUUGCUAUGUAUAUUGUGUGCCAUCGUCACCUACUGUCUGCCCAUAGAAACCAGAGGAAGGGAAAUGCCAGUAAGUUUCGCAAUAUCUAAACUUUUUAAUUUUUAUAUGACCCCCCUAACAAAAACUUUUUCUAGCAAUCACACGUCAGCUGACACAAGUCGAGGCGUCCCUUGA